This is a messenger RNA of Triticum turgidum subsp. durum (durum wheat), 1158 nucleotides long. The record is from the annotation of a GenBank genome assembly. NCBI's taxonomy places the organism in Eukaryota, Viridiplantae, Streptophyta, Magnoliopsida, Poales, Poaceae.
AUGCGCGAGAUCUUCCUGCGCGUACGCGGGGACGACCCCGCGAGCCUCGUCCGCGCCGCCGCCUGCUGCUGGAGCUGGCGCGGCAUCAUGUCCCAUCCCCAAUUCGCCCACGACUACCGCAAGUUCCACGGCGCGGCGCCCGUGCUGGGCUUCCUCUACAACAACCACCACAUGACAACCCACAUCGAUGUUCGCGGCCAGAGGCGUUGGUACUCCUCCCACUUCGUCUCCACCGCCACCUUCCGCCCGCCGGCGUGCCGGGACCGCCGCAAGUGGCGAGUCCUCGACUCCCGCCACGGCCUCGCCCUCUUCGACACCCCUAAGAGUCACGAGGACUUCCUUGUCUACGACCUCCUCACCGGCGAGCACUGGGAAAUUCACGCCGAUCCCAAGUGCCACUACUUCAUGUGGUGGCCCGACGACGACGACGACUUGCACGCGUGCCUACGUUGCAACGCCACGCUGCUCUGCGCCAAGGACCGAUGUGACCACCUCGACUGCCAUGGCGGUCCUUUCCGCGUGGCCUUCGUCGGCUGCGACUAUACAGGGAGGGCUGCCCACGCCGCCGUCUACUCAUCAGAGACUCGUCAGUGGACUGACGUGACCUCCGUUGAGCACGAGCAUUACAUCCACUACACGGGGCACAGUGCUGUAGUGGGAGAUAAGGUCUAUGUCCCCUGUAUGGAGAGUGACAGUCUCAUCGUGUACAACAUGAGCCAGCGAGAACUAUCUGUGAUCAAUCCCCCAUUUGUGGUCCAGGCCAUUACUCUCAUGGGGGUGGAGGACGGCAUGCCGCUCUUUGUGUCCGUGGUGAAGCCUAGACUCUUACUGUGGUCACUGGAGACUGGUCCCGGCGGAGCUGCGCGAUGGACGCGACACAGGGUCAUCGAGCUCAAAUCGUUGCUCCCUACUCCUGUCCUCUUGGACAACUCAGGCGUGACGCCGGUUGGUUUUGCUGAAGGUGUUGGUGUCAUCUUCCUGAGUACAAAGGCUGGGUUGUACACAAUUGAGCUCAGUUCAUGCCGAAGCAAGAAGGUGCAUGGAAUGCAAAGCAUCGAAAAGGCCAUUCCCUACAUGAGCUUCUACACUGGAGAAUGGGGGCCGUUGCUGGCCUCUGAUGAAGCUUCACCCGCAGUUGGUGGUGGUACAACGAUAUAA